GGCAAGUGGAGGAGGGGCAUGCACUGCUGGUCUAGACUCUGGAGAAGUCUGUAGUUUUGUUGUUGAUGAACUUUCUUCAGGUGUUGCUUUCUUCUGUCCAUUGAUGCACACACAUCACCGUGUUGCAGCCUACCAACUUUAUCCCAUCUUUCGAGGAGAAGUUGGAAAAGAAAGACUUCGAGGAGAAGUUGGAAAAGAAAGACUAAGACAUGUUACUGCUGUUUCUGAUUUCUGCUGUCUUCUUCAUGCCCAGUGCAUUGGGCCAGAGCAGCAGUAGUCUAGGUGUGGUGGUGGAGGCCCGCAACAUCACCCUCCCAGCCGGGACCCAGGCGGUACUGCCCUGCAACAGCCCCCGCAUGGUGUGGACCCGCGACCGGCUGAAGGACCGCCAGAGGGUGGUCCACUGGGACCUGGUCCGAAGCAUACCAGAGUACUCUGUGGAGAGGAUACUGGACAUGUCCCCCGGCGUCAAAGAGAGAGUCUACAAUGGGUUCAACAAGGGCCGCAUAACCAUCCCCAAAACCGCCUUCACUGACGGGAACUUCUCCCUCGUCAUCAACAAUGUGGGAGCAGCUGACCGAGGUGUUUAUAGUUGUAACCUGCACCACCACUACUGCCAGCUGCACCAGUCCAUCAAGAUACAACUCAACACCACCAAGUCAGCCCGUAAGGAGAAGCGGUACUGGGAUGGGGACAAGACAGUGUUUGUGGUGUUGCUGGGGAGCUCAGUGGUGUUGCCGUGUGUGAACCGGCGGCCCCUGUGGACGGAGGGCCUGCAGGAGGACCAGCAGCAGGUAGCCCACUGGGACUGGCAGCCCCCUGGGGUGAGACCUGAUUUGGCUGACCGCCUGGUGGACCUGUACGCCUCCGGAGAGCGCAGACAGUACGGACCACUCUUCCCCGUGGACAAGAUGAGUGUUUCUGAGGAUGCCUUCUCUGUAGGGGACUUCUCUCUGACCAUCGCUAACCUGCAGCCCAUCGACAAGGGCCUGUACUCCUGCCACCUGCACCACCACUACUGUGGACUGCACGAGAGACGCAUCUUCAGGCUCAUGGUGGGGCCUCCACUGCCCCCACCUCCUCCGGUCCUCACUGCUGCUCCUGCUGCCCCAGCUGUCCCCCACGCACUCCCUAAUGACGACCCAAGCCACAACGUGGUUGAACUUGAGAGGCCACGAGUAGUCAACGUCAUCCUCCCUGAGCACCGAGGGCACUUCUUCCAGCAGCUGGGUUACAUCCUGGCUACCUUCUUCCUCCUAGCCUUCAUCGUCACAAUAGUCAUUGUGCUUACCCGACGAUGCAGAAAGAGAGGGCUGGAGUAUGACCUGCGAAGAUCUAAACGGAGGGGUCAUGUGACUGGCCAUGAGGACAUUGCAUUGGACGCCACAGAGCUGAAGGUCUGCAACCAGGAACACCUGAAUUCAGACUACAAAAACAACCUACUGAAAGAGAGAGAUCUGUCCAAAGACUGCAAUAAAGAAAUGGAUGGAAAGUUGUGGAAGUGAGACAGAAAGAGCUGAUAUGCUGCUGGCGGGUCCAGUGCAGACAUACAGGAUAAGGAAGUAAAGGAUUAGAAUGGUGGAAUCCAAAGAGCAGGACAGGAGGGGCUCUUUCUCUUUUUAUAGACACCCCCUUACCAAACUCUCUUACCAAAACGUUUCUAUUGCUGCGUCAGUUAAUGUUUUUAUUUUAUAUUUUCAUAUUCGUAUAGUCUGUAUUCUGAUCUGCUGUGAUUUCAACAUGGCUAAAUAUGUCUUCAAUUUUGUAUUGUAUUACACAGAUAUUUGAUGUCAAGUAUUUUAUAUAACAAAAACACAGUGUACUGUACAACUUUACUUUUUGUAUGUAAGAAAACACUUUCUAUCACUGUAUUCCUUUAAUUCACUCUUCAAGUUUUUCAUUUUCAGAAUGCAUGUUGUCUUUUAAUGUGUGUGGGAAAACUGUCAUGUUCCAUUUCUGAUUUCAGAGCUCAGCAAGCUCAGAACUCGUUGAGUAUGUUUAUUGAAAUAUUUGCACAAACCUUGCUGUAAUUUACUGGUAACACGUUACAUUAAGCCAAUGUAUCCUGUCUGUAAAGGGUCAUAAGUAGUUUAUAGCCAGGCUGUUAAUUAUUCGUUUGUAGAUUGCUUAUAAAUUAGUAAUAAGCCGUUAUAAUAACUGUAUCCUUACCAAGUCCAUUUGUGAUUGAUAAUCAUGGACCACAAAGAAGGCUAUACAUGUAAUAGAACUCAGGAAAACAAGCCUUGAACAGAAUCCAGAUGUGUUUUUUAGGAAUGUAUGUUAGGAUGUGUCUGUUUGUAUGGGACUGAUUGUCUAUUUGUGUAAUGCAGGCUUGCAAUACACUGUCUGUAAAGUUUGGAGCUGCCAAGUUGACAAGCCAAAGAAUCUUGCAAUCAAGGUUAUCAGGAUCCCCUGUAGUAACGGGAACGAAGAGGACUAAGUACGUUUGUAGAAGAUGAUGAUGUCAUAUGUUUCAAUUACUGUAAUUGGAUAAAGGAGUCCUGACAGUUUUCAGUUUGGAUGCUUUACUUACAAGCAAGUUAUCUAUGCAGUAGCAUGCUGGUUCAUUAUCUUCCCUCUAAUAAAGAUGAAUAAAAAAACAA
This is a messenger RNA of Coregonus clupeaformis (lake whitefish), 2603 nucleotides long. Its product is annotated as matrix remodeling-associated protein 8. The transcript is spliced from 10 exons. Gene Ontology annotation, cellular component: membrane; cell surface. Bases 210 to 1505 code for a protein of 431 amino acids. The record is from RefSeq and is a predicted model, not a curated record. Gene Ontology annotation, biological process: establishment of glial blood-brain barrier; cell adhesion. Lineage: Eukaryota; Metazoa; Chordata; Actinopteri; Salmoniformes; Salmonidae.